UUUAACAACUUGCAUGAACUUGGUUACAGAUUCCAAUCGCAAACGCCGAAAUAUUAGAGUAAUAUCGUGGGGUUUAGAGUGAGUAGAUCUACAUGUCGUCUCUGUCAUUCUUUUGGGAUAUAGCUCUGUGUUUUUUAAGUAAAGUCACAUAUAAAGGAUAUCCAAUAUGUCUGCACAAGAGGCCAGUUCUGUACUAAGCAUGGGAACUACUAGGAAGUAUGACAUCCCAUUGGCUCAUCUUGAUUACAAGUACAUCGAGGAGUGUAAUGAUGUCAAAUAUCUGGAGAAGAUCCUCAAAAUUUUAAGAUCAGGAGAAGAAGGCAAAUAUCCAGCGAUGGAAAAGCAGUGUGAAGAAAAAAUAGAAAAACUAAAUCCUGUCAGUCGGAUUCUGAGAAAAGAAGUACCAAUCAAAAAGAUAAAUGACAUUGACCGAGAAGAAGGCCACACUUUACAGAAAGAUAUACAGAGCUGGACAACUGAUAUGAAAACGGCUGAGGAUUCCAUGAACGGCAGCACAGAAUUUGAUGACAACAGUUUACCACCAAUCAGAUCAGGUGUAAUAUCCCUCAGUGGAGAACCAGUCCGAUCUGAUGGUAAAGAUAAAGCAAAGAAAAAAGCAACCAUGCCUCGCAGUUACAAAGAGUGGGAAAAGGUUGACAUUGAAAAAGAACUAGAGGCUGCAGACAAUGAGAAACCAAAAGAAAAGUCCAAAUCAGCCACCCAACCAGUUAUAGAGAAUGUGAUCGACUCCACAGGGAUGUCUGAGAGGGAAAAGGAGAUGAAGGCAAACCGAGAAAAAGAUAAAGGCAAUGAAGCGUUCCGAUCAGGGGACUACCAGGAAGCCAUCUCCUACUACUCCAGGAGCAUAUCUCUCCAACCUAGUCCUCCCUCAUACAACAACAGGGCCCUGGCAUAUCUGAAAACUAAGGAGUGGCUCAAGGCAGAAUCAGAUUGUAACAAAGUGCUGUCAUGGGAACCCAAAAACAUCAAAGCUUUGCUGAGGAGGGGAUCAGCGAGAAUGGGGAAGAAAUCUUUCAGUGACGCCCUGACAGACUUUGAAUAUGUGUUGGAGCUAGAACCGAACAACAAAAGAGCUCAGGAACUUAUUCGGGAUCUGAAGAAGGAGGAAGCAAAGUAUGAGGCUGAGAAGAAGGAGAGGAAGGAGAAGGGGAGGAGGAUGGUGAUUGAGGAGGUCGAGGAUGAGGAGUCAGCUGAUGAGGAGAUCGUUGUUGAGGAGGAGAAAAGUUUUGAAGAAAAGAAGAAGUCUGUCAGUGCUUUAUCCGAAGAAGUAAAUAAAAACAAAACAAAAGUCACGGAAAUUAUUGAGGCAGAGGACAAGCCAAUGGUAAAUGGUUUUCAUAAGCCCUCAAAACAAAAAAGUGAUAGCAAAGACAUUUGGGAAGAGGAGGACGCUCCUCAAAAAGAUCCACAGGGAUUUACCACGCUAAGGACAAAGCCAGAUGAGAAGGAAAAUCUCACCGAAAGUGAAAGUACACAAGAACUACCUUCACAAAGUCCAGUUUCUCAAAGUGAAACCAGCAGACCUACUCCUCAAGAGAUUGAAAAUUUUGAAAAUGAGAAUAUUGCCAAUGCUUCUGCAGAGAACACUAGGGUGGAGGUUGGAGCAGGUGACAAAUCAGGUUCUGGUGAGCCGGUGAAUGUAGUGAUGGAGAAGCCACCAGAGGAAGUGGCGAUGGUGAGACCGGUUUAUAUAAAACAUCCUUUACCUGGCCCAAUUGCCAAACUGAGAGAGGACGGGAACCAGUUAUUUAGAGAAGGCCAGUAUGGAGAUGCCAUACAGAAAUACACCGAGGCCCUGAACAAACUCAACAAAGAGAAAUCAGACCAAGUUGUGAACAAAUCGUUGAUCCACAGUAACAGGGCCGCCUGUCAUCUGAAGACUGGAGACUGUGCCACUGCUGUUAAAGACUGCACCACCUCUUUAGAACUGGUGCCACAUUCCAUCAAACCACUCCUACGCCGUGGCAAUGCCUUUGAGAUGAUAGAAAAUUAUAGAAAAGCCUACAUAGACUACAAGCAUGUACUGUACAUUGACAACACAGUAGACAUGGCUCAUCAAGGUUCAUCAAGAUGCCAAAGUCACCUACAGGAAGUGGAUGGUCGUCAGUGGAGGGAAAAGCUACCCAAAAUCAACUCUGUUUUACCCUGGGAGGUUCCAGAAAUCCGGACUCCAGAGGAAGCCUCCCGUGGUACCACAUUGUCAUCUGUGUCCUCAUCUCAAAAAUCAUCACCGUCUCCAUCAGCUCUUUCAUCACAGACCUCAUCAGCAUCAUCAUCAUCUACUUCAUCGUCUAAGACACCCACUGAAUUACCCAAAGUGAAAGAGGAGUCAUUUGAAGACGUGAAGAGCAGAGGGAAUGAGCACGUCAAAAAGUCAGAGUUUAGGCUAGCUAUUGAAUGUUACUCUCGCUGCGUAGAACUAGACUCCAAGCAGGCCGUUAGUUACACCAAUCGAGCGCUGUGUUACAUACGAAUUAAUGAACCCGAGAAGGCGGAGGAAGACUGCACCAAAGCAUUGACAAUGGAGAAGGACAAUGUUAAAGCACUGUUCAGGAGGGCGCAGGCCAAAAAGAUGCUGAAGCGGUACAAAGAUAGUUUGACUGAUUUGAUGCAUUUACUUCGAGUUGAUCCCAAAAAUGCAGCUGCCAAACGAGAAGUUGAUUUGGUGAAGGAUUAUUGGCGGGAGGAAUUAAAGUCUCGUCCACCUCAAAGUUCCAGCAGCAAUGCAAAUGGAGAUGCAGCAAAAUCAGCCAAUAAAGAUAAAGCGUCAAAGAUCAAAGCUCAGACAUCAUCCCAUCAACCAUCUGCUCAGGCCAGUUCAAAAAGUAAUGUUCCAGGACCUAAACAACAGGAAGUGAGCAAGAGUGAGGAAAAGUCGGACUCAAAGAAAGGGAAACAGAAAACCAGGAAAAGAAUGGUCAUAGAGGAAGUGGAGUCGGAGGAAAACCAGCAAGCUGGUAAAGAAGACACAACAAACAAAACACAAAAGCCAUCAAAUCAACAGGAGGCGAAAAAGACAACCCACAGUCAAGAUUCUGGUGCGAAAUCUAAACAAACCGGUUCAUCUGUAAAUCAGUCAGCCGGUUCUAAGUCCAAACAGGCAGAACCCUCGAGUCCUCAAGAGCCAACAUCAAAAAAGAAGGGAAAAAAGAACAAAUCUACAGUAGGCCAAACGUCAUCUACAAAAUCAUCGUCAUCAUCAUCAGUAGCCACAGAAAAUAAUUCACCGUCGCUUAGUUCAUCGUCCACUCCAGUAUCAAACAACAAAGCCAGUCAGAAAACCGGUGUAAAAGUGACCAGUGCAGGACUUCCGGUUGUGCCCCCCACAGCCCCUAAGCUAGAGAAAGCCACACCUUACGAGUUUAUUCAGGCCUGGAACUCGCUGAAGAACGUGACAGAUGUACAGCCAUAUGCUGAUUUGUUAAGACAACUCCCCCCCAAAGACCUGCCUCAAGUCAUUAGUAACAAACUUGAUGGAUCGAUGCUUAACAAGAUCACAAAAUGUGUGGCAGAGAAGUUCAUCACUCAAGGUGAUACGGAUUUAAGCUACAAUAUUCUGCACCAUUUAACAAAAGUUCCUAGAUUUUCAACGAUAUCAAUGUUUUUGUCUGCAGCAGAAAAGAAAGAUAUCCAAACUGUCAUUUCCAGUCUACAGAAAUCGUCGUCCAGUCUCUACAGUAACACGGAGCUGUCCAGCUUAAAGAAAGACUACGGAGUUUAACUCUACACCCAAACCAGGAGUGCAAUGACUGGCAAUGAUAAAAUUUAACUAAAAAAUUCUCUUCUCCGUGAUCUCCAGCAGUGAUUAAAUAGUCUUCACACAGUUCUUAUAUGAAAUGAUUAGGAUUUGUUUUGGUUUUUUUAUUUUAGAAAGUGACUUAAUUAAGUCUUUGAAGUAGUAAGCCCCACAUGUGUAGAACAUUUAUGUAUUUUUGAAUUUGGCAUAAUUAUGCAUAUAAAACGCUAACCUUGACAUGACAUAUCAAGCUUUUUUCCAGAUGACAUAUUUAUCAACAUUAUACAGAGCAGUAAAUGAUUCAUAUGAACGGGGUUUGUUUCAGCAUUACGCAAUCCCAGUGAAUCAUGAGGGGAACUGUGUGUGUUAAAUCCUAUUAAAUUGCUAAAAUUGUAGUAUUAUAUGCUGCAUGUCUAUCUGUGAUGUUGAAGAAGUUGUUACAAGUAUAUCGUGCCCCCAUUGUGUUGGUGCAAGAAUGAAUUGCCACUGUCCAUAAAUCUGUUUUUAUGAGAAUUCUGCCUUUCGUUUUUUCUCUAAUCUGUACCAUGGUUUAAGUAUCUCAACAGGUGUGACUGUGCUUAUUAAAUAAUGCAUACUGUCAUAACGUGGUAAUUACUUUCAUUAUUAAUUGAUGAAUUUCCAUAUCUAUGGUUUUGACUCCCUUCAUCAGCCUUGCCUUUUACUCUUUAAAUUUACAUUGUGUGGCAAAUUUCAGCACAACUCCCAGUUUUAAGAGCAUAAUAUAAUUUUUUUGUGCCUUUGUGUUUUCUUUAUUGGUCACCUCACACUGUCUACAGUGGAUGGUGUUCUGCCAUGGCAUUUUGAUGCAAUGAAAGAUUAACAUUUAUUGGUACAAUGAAAUAGUGUCUGUAAUUAAUUCAGUAAAGAUGUUUUUGGGGGAGGGGGGCACCUGCUAAUAUUCUGUGAUAUUUACUUUCCUGCUUCAUAUGUAUGUUCCUUGUGAAUUUGACCUUUUCAUUGAAAGUAGAAUUAUUGUAUAACUGUCCAAUAUCCCCUGCAAUGAAAACUUGCCAUGUUGCAUUUUGAAUUGAUCUGCACUUAUUAAUUGAUAAAUAUCAUGUUCUUCAGUAAUUAGGACAGUCUAGAUGGAAA
This is a messenger RNA of Ostrea edulis (European flat oyster), 4870 nucleotides long. RefSeq names its product sperm-associated antigen 1-like. Gene Ontology annotation, molecular function: heat shock protein binding. The transcript has 23 exons. NCBI's taxonomy places the organism in Eukaryota, Metazoa, Mollusca, Bivalvia, Ostreida, Ostreidae. The record is from RefSeq and is a predicted model, not a curated record. The coding region runs from base 167 to 3742 and encodes 1191 amino acids. Gene Ontology annotation, cellular component: cytosol; mitochondrion.